This is a messenger RNA of Chinchilla lanigera (long-tailed chinchilla), 2321 nucleotides long. It is a transcript of the gene Gpr12, whose product is annotated as G protein-coupled receptor 12. Gene Ontology annotation, biological process: G protein-coupled receptor signaling pathway. The transcript is spliced from 2 exons. Lineage: Eukaryota; Metazoa; Chordata; Mammalia; Rodentia; Chinchillidae. Bases 68 to 1072 code for a protein of 334 amino acids. Gene Ontology annotation, cellular component: membrane. The record is from RefSeq and is a predicted model, not a curated record. Gene Ontology annotation, molecular function: G protein-coupled receptor activity.
AGCCCGCGCGCCUGGGAAGCCGCGGAGGAGCCCCUCGGCCCGGCACGCCAAGAGGACAGGGGUUAAAAUGAAUGAAGACCUGAAGGUCAAUGUAAGCGGGCUGCCUCGGGAGUAUUUAGAUGCCGCUGCUGCGGAGAACAUCUCAGCCGCUGCCUCCUCCAAGGCUCCUGUUGCGGAGCCGGAGCCUGAGCUCGUAGUGAACCCCUGGGACAUUGUCCUGUGCACCUCGGGCACCCUCAUCUCCUGUGAAAAUGCUGUUGUGGUCCUUAUCAUCUUCCACAACCCCAGCCUGCGAGCACCCAUGUUCCUGCUGAUAGGCAGCCUGGCGCUUGCAGACCUGCUGGCCGGCGUCGGACUCAUCAUCAAUUUUGUUUUUGCCUAUUUGCUUCAGUCGGAAGCUACCAAGCUGGUCACCAUCGGACUCAUUGUCGCCUCUUUCUCCGCCUCUGUCUGCAGCUUGCUGGCUAUCACUGUGGACCGCUACCUCUCGCUCUAUUACGCUCUGACUUACCAUUCGGAGAGGACGGUCACCUUUACCUAUGUCAUGCUGGUCAUGCUCUGGGGGACCUCCAUCUGCCUGGGGCUGCUGCCAGUCCUGGGGUGGAACUGCCUGCGGGACGAGUCCACGUGCAGCGUGGUCAGACCCCUGACCAAGAACAACGCGGCCAUCCUCUCCGUCUCUUUCCUCUUCAUGUUUGCACUAAUGCUCCAGCUCUACAUUCAGAUCUGUAAGAUCGUGAUGAGGCAUGCCCAUCAGAUAGCCCUGCAGCACCACUUCCUGGCCACGUCGCACUAUGUGACCACCCGGAAAGGGGUCUCAACCCUAGCUCUCAUCAUGGGGACCUUUGCUGCUUGCUGGAUGCCUUUCACACUCUAUUCCUUGAUAGCAGAUUACACCUACCCCUCCAUCUACACCUACGCCACCCUCCUGCCCGCCACCUACAACUCCAUCAUCAACCCUGUCAUCUAUGCUUUCAGAAACCAAGAGAUCCAGAAGGCCCUCUGCCUCGUUUGUUGUGGCUGUGUCCCUCCCAGUCUGUCCCAGCGAGCACGGUCACCCAGUGAUGUGUAGCAGCCUUCCGCCUAAGAGGACGCUGCCUGUGACGAGCACUUCCACUGCCGCCAGACGGUUGACCUGCUUCCUUUCAAUUCUUUGCGUCGGAUUCCCUCUCAGGCUACCAGAGCACUGAACACUGAAACAGUGACAUCAUUCAGAUGAGUUAAGUGAUUAAAGCGAAAAUAAUGUCAUCAGUGUUGUUACCCUUUAAAAAAAUUGUUGGCCUCUCUGUUCAACAUUAUUUUGUUUUAUUCGGGUGUGGUUUCUUAUUUUGUUUGGGGCUCGGUGGAAAGGAAAGAAUAUGACCUGGCCAUGAUGUUAUAAAGUUUAAGUAAACAAGUUUCAGAGUUUUUACCUGGACUUUCAAAUAAAUCUGAGUUAUUAAGGAACAUGGAGAAGGAAUUACUUUUCUCAGGCUUUAAAAAAAAAAAAUCAAGGUAGAUUCUCAGUGCUGCAUGGAUCUGACAGAGUAUGAUCUCUUUCAAGCCAACAAAACUAGUUUACAUAAUUAUGUGUGGAAAGAACCUGCUUUUAUUAGCAUGUAUUCAGUAAUAAGUUACUGUCGCUGAAACUGUGAACUCAUUCGGAUUUAUUCUUUUUGCUUUCAGCAAUUACUGUUCAUAAGAAUUACCUUCUCGCUUCUGUAAAUGUUCCAGCUCCUUCUGCACAGUUGCCUAUGUUAGCUAGACCACUAGUUUCAAAUGGUGCCAUGUAAAUCCAGAACUAAAGUUGUCCUUUGUCACUACAGGUUUUCAGUAUGUCCUUUCUAAAAGGAAUCAUGAAAUAGGUUUUGAUUUACAUAUGAAGCAGGAUUGAUUAGAUCCACCAUUGUAGUUUCCUAAGCUACAGUCUGAUUGUUUUGAGGAACAAACGAAAAUAAAAAUAUCUAGUCAAAGUAGAUUAAAUUUAUUUUAAUAUAUUCUGAAAAUUAAUAUGACACCAUCAUGGAUUAUGCAAACAUCACAUUUUCUAUCUCUAAGAAUAUACUAACAGUUAUUCUUGAGUGAGACAGAUAGAAUUAAAUAUUAAAAUCAAAAUUUUCUGGUUCAUAUCAUCUCUACUGUAGCAUGCAUUUGAAAUGGGUGGUCUCCUGUCUUAACAAUUAAGUUUGUGAGUAUACAACACACAUAUCUGCGGUGUUUAUCAGCUGUAUCCUACAAGUUCAUGAGCAGAGUAACCAUGUGGCUAGUCGUGAAAAGUUAUGUUUGAACUCCUUCUCACUAAAGAACAAAAAACCUUAAAUGCAAUAAAAACUGUAUUGCCU